AUGCCUAGUUAUGUGAAGUUUCUUAAGGAUAUUCUUGCAAACAAAAGGAAACUUGGGGAGUACGAAAUAGUUGCAUUAAUGCAUGAAUGCAGUGCGUUAUUUCAAAAUAAUCUCCCCAAGAAACUGAAGGACCCUGGAAGCUUCACACUGCCUUGCUCUAUUGGGAGAAAAGAAGUUGGCGCGUUAUGUGACCUGGGAGCUAGUAUUAACCUAAUGCCACUUUCCAUUUUUAGAAAGUUGGGUAUUGGUGAGGCAAGACCCACCAUUGUAACCCUGCAGCUAGUGCAUAGGCCAAUAACGCAUUCUGAAAGGAAGAUUGAAGAUGUGCUCGUACAAGUUGAUAAGUUCAUAUUACCCACCGACUUCAUUAUCCUGGACUAUGAAGCAGACACAGAGGUCCCCAUCAUCCUAGGUCGCCCAUUUUUUGCUAUAGGGGGUGCAUUAAUCGAUGUACAGAAAGGGGAGUUGACAAUUCGAGUCGACAAUUAG
Molecule: messenger RNA, 489 nt
Organism: Benincasa hispida (wax gourd)
Lineage: Eukaryota; Viridiplantae; Streptophyta; Magnoliopsida; Cucurbitales; Cucurbitaceae
Source: RefSeq, a predicted model, not a curated record